AUGCAGCGAGGCGAUCCCUUUAUCCAAGGAACACUUAAGAUUAACGGAAAGACAUACAGGGCUAUAUGCAAUUGCAACCAAGGCCUGACCGAAGGCGAUCAGAAGCUCACGGAAGUUGUACCACUGUGCAAUCCAAGUAAUGUCAAGAUUCAUCAAGACAAAUCUGCAGCAGGAGGGCUCUCCGCGUCCGAAGUGCGCUCCAUUUGGGGCCAGCCAUCAGAUGCAACCUUUGCCAACGUUUCUGAGUCACAUUUCGCGUGCCUUGAUGACCGGGUCACAGCGCCUUCUUUGUAUACCCCUGGAGGGGACCUGGGCGAGUUCGCGCUCGCGCUUACGGCGUGUGGCACGGCCCCUAACGACGCAAUCAUUCUGCAGAUUCUGAAUGCUUACGUGGCAUCUGUUCCCGGAACCCGGAAAUUUUACCACUGCACAGAUGACGAAGCCCUGGAGCACAUGGAGUCGUACUUGGGCGUGGAAGGCCUGGAUAUGUUCUCCCCCGAUCCACCGACGCAAGCUGAAAUCACGAAAGCGCUGGAGCAGCCUAGAAACGUGGGAGAUGUUCAUUUCAGAAGCAUGAUGAAGAACCCCGGAUGGUAUGACCUGCCCCCCAAAGAAAGCGAGCUUGUUUUGGCCGCACCAAGGGAUAGACUCUCGACGGCCGUCAUGAAAGCAUUCUUUGCGAUUCUUUGGGACAGUUCAAAUCCCAAUCAGCCGCGGAUGCAGCUAGACGUCUUGGCAGGAAAACAUGGGCCACAAGCAUUCUUAGAAAUUGCAACCACUGAAGACUGCGAAGCAGCCGGGGUGGCACCCCUGCUAAAGGCUCGGGGGCGACAGGCGAGGGCGCUCGUUAGCCACAUGAACGCAGUUAAUGCCAGGAGAAAAGAAUUAGCCGCAUUCCUCACCAAAAACAGUUUCUGCUCCCUUAGCGCGGAGGAGCUGGCGUCACGCAUGGACCGUUACGGUAGGGCUCUACAACAGCCAUGCGACACCACACACUGGCAUUGA
Cyclospora cayetanensis is the source of this 1005-nucleotide messenger RNA. RefSeq lists its product as uncharacterized. The record is from RefSeq and is a predicted model, not a curated record. Bases 1 to 1005 code for a protein of 334 amino acids. Lineage: Eukaryota; Apicomplexa; Conoidasida; Eucoccidiorida; Eimeriidae. The transcript is spliced from 8 exons.